GAAAGUAGGGUGACUUGAGAGAUGACAUCAUUCCUCAUUUGAAUAAAUCCUAGCCGGGGUAGUGAUUGGUCGUGAGAUGGAGAAAGUCGAGUACUUGGCUAUUCAUCCCUUUCAAUUUCACCCCCGCGCGUAAUGCCGUGGUAAAACCCUCUCCGCCUGUCCAUCCGUCCCGGCCAGUAGAGAGUGUGUGCGUGGACUGCAAAUCGCUUUUCCUUUCUUUGGAAGGGACGUGCAUCACUUCUGAAAACGGCGGUCGACAGAAGUUUCUUGGUAAUCUGGCUGCUGUACUUUGGCCUGUUUCUCAUCUUGUUCGGUUUCAUUUUCCAAUUUGUUACACUUUGUAUUCGAGGAUUCUGAAAGGAGUCGGUGGAUAUUGUCCAACACUGGGCGUAGCUGGAGAUCAAGCUAUAGCUAGCUACACUGUGUUGAUCAGACUCCACCAUCGCCUGAGUGCAGUCACCAGCCCUCCUCCAGCCCUCCUCUGCAGAGACGGACAGCCAGGACUGAGGGGAGAUGAAACCGGAUGGGGUUGCCACGACAGCGAUGGAGCCAAUGGAAGCACUGGACGCCGAUCCGGUAAACGAGCCAGUUGCGAUGGGAGAGGAGCCUAACCAGGCUGUGCCGGCACCUCAGACGGAGGGAGUUGGCCAGCAGGGAGAGAUGGGGCAGGGCGAGCCUCAACCAGAACCAGCCCAGGUGGCCCCCACCAAGACGGGAAACAGCAAGGCUGCAGCAGACCCGAAAGCCAAGACCAAGGCCCCCGCUGCUAAGACAAAGCCUGGGACCACCGCCACAAUUAAGACCACGACUGGACCAGGGUCUCGACCCAACACCGCCCAGAGCCGACUGACCAAUGGGGUUUCCAAGCCACAUACCAAUGGAGUGGCCAAGAAGACCACCACUGGAGCCCCAGAGAAGACCACACCCAAGAGGCCCGUAGGCACAGCCGUUGUCCCUUCCACUAAGACCACCACCAAGGUUGGUGAGAAGAAGCCAGCGGGCACCACCCGCCCUACCUCUGCUCCUGCUGCCACCAACGGGGUGAAGGCCACCACAGGAACAGCUGCAAAGAAGACACCUGCGGUGCCAACUAAUGGUGUGAAAGCCACCAGCACCGCUGCUAAGAAGCCCACAGCUCCCCGGCCUGGCUCUACAGCUACCACCAAGCCCAGCACUGCCGCUGCUCCCAAGCCUGAUAGGCCUCCUGUUUCCAAGACAACCAGGCCUGCUGCUGGUGCUCCAGGAUCUCGCCCUGCCUCUGCUGCAGCCAGGCCAGCCACAGCCAGCACAGCCAAGAGCUCCACAACCACAGCCAAGCCUGGCACCCCCACGGCUAAAACCACCUCCACCACCCCCAGACCAGCCUCUGCCAAAGCCGGCUCUACAACACCCUCUGCUGGACGGACCCCGACAUCACAGCCCUCAAAAACUGCAACUCCCAUCAAGAAAGAUGUUACUAAAUCAGCCACCAAGAAGCCUGCAGCGGCUCCUCUCACUCGCACCUCACCAGCCAAGACCACCAAACCUGAGACUCCCAAAUCAGCCUCCGCGUCCAAGCCAGACUCCACCCCCAAGAAGCCGGCUGCCAGCAGCAAGGCCGCAGACACCAAGAAGACGCCAAGCAAGCCCACGCCUUCAAAGGAUGUCAGUGCUGGCCCCAAGACCCCCAGUACCAAGCCAGCAGGGAAGGCUUCCACCCCUAAGAAGACUGUGGGCAGCAACACCCCCAUGGCAGUGAAGCGUGGCCCCAAGCCCGCAACUGAAGCUGGUGAGACCCAGGACGCUGCUGUUGCUGCUGCCAUAGCUGCAGCUUCCUCGGCUGCUGUGGUCUCCAUGGCAACCUCAGAAGAAGCAAUGGUGGCUGCAGUCCCAGAGGAGAAGGAGACCUUGCCCCCUCAGGCCAGCCAGCCAGAGGAGGCCCCAGAGGCCUUUAUAUCUCAGCUGUCAGCUCAGCUGGACCUGGUCCCCCUGGAAGAGCCAGCAGACAUAGUGUCUCCCCUGGGCACCACGGUCAUGUCUCCUCCAUGCUCCCCCACCGGGCCCAUGUCCCCGGUCAGGGAGCCUCAGAAUGCCUCUGCUCUGCUGGACAUGCACGUCCAGACAGAACCCAGGUCCCAGAACCAGUCUGCCAUUGCUCCACAGAGCCCGGUCCAGGAGGAGGUGAUAUUCCAGACAGACCCCUGUGGCCAGAACCAGUCUGCCAUGGCUCCACAGAGCCCGGUCCAGGAGGAGGUGAUAUUCCAGCCAGACUCCUGGGCCCAGAAUCAGUCUGCCAUGGCUCCACAGAGCCCGGUCCAGGAGGAGGUGAUAUUCCAGCCAGACUCCUGGGCCCAGAAUCAGUCUGCCAUGGCUCCACAGAGCCCGGUCCAGGAGGAGGUGAUAUUCCAGCCAGACCCCCGUGGCCAGAAUCAGUCUGCCAUGGCUCCACAGAGCCCGGUCCAGGAGGAGGUGAUAUUCCAGCCAGACUCCUGGGCCCAGAGCCAGUCUGCCAUGGCUCCACAGAGCCCGGUCCAGGAGGAGGUGAUAUUCCAGCCAGACUCCUGGGCCCAGAAUCAGUCUGCCAUGGCUCCACAGAGCCCGGUCCAGGAGGAGGUGAUAUUCCAGCCAGACUCCUGGGCCCAGAGCCAGUCUGCCAUGGCUCCACAGAGCCCGGUCCAGGAGGAGGAGGUGAUAUUCCAGCCAGACCCCUGUGGCCAGAAUCAGUCUGCCAUGGCUCCACAGAGCCCAGUCCAGGAGGAGGUGAUAUUCCAGACAGACCCCUGUGGCCAGAAUCAGUCUGCCAUGGCUCCACAGAGCCCAGUCCAGGAGGAGGUGAAGGUCCAGCCAGAUGAGCAGCAGGAGGACCUCCUCAUGCCCUCCUCUUCAGCCCCUCCUGUGUUCAGCAUGAUGUCUCAGCCCAUGGAUGAGUUCACCUCAGGGGUCCUGGUCUCUCCCUAUCAGGACCAGGAAGAGGCAGUGGAGAAGGCAGAUGAGGAGAUCAACGAAGAUGUUGACAAUGAGGAGGAGGAAGAGGAGAGGACGGUGAGCAAGCCGACAUCACUGUUUGACAUGAGUAGCUCCCAGCCCUCUGAGGAUGCCAAGCCUGCAGGCUUCGGUGGUGCCACCGGUUGGCAUGGGGAUGACGUUUUACCAGGGAUGGACUCUGAGGAUGUGAGCAGCCGCCUGCAGGGGUCGUCAGAGAUUAGCAGCACCCAGCAUACGGGCCUGCUGCAGGGUACCCAGAGCUCCGAUGCCCUGGUAGACUCCAGCCUCAAGGGCUCCGAGGGAGAAGGGGCCUUCAUGUGCUCCCCCGAUGUGGAGACCCUGGCCAACGAGGAGGAGCGAGUUGAUGAUAUGGACUUGAGCUCAGAGCGGGCAGUGGACCACCGGAAGGUGUGUCAGCAGGAGGAUGAGGAGGAGGAUGAUGAUGAAGAUGUGGAGAUGCCCAGCGAAGGGGUGACGGAGAGUGGACUGGAGAGCUGUGGGAACGCAGACGACGACGACUACACAGAGGAGGACCGCUUGGAUAACCUCAACCGUUCGCCCAUCCCACCUUCCUCAGCCUGGGGUCAGACAAACCCCUUCACUGACCCCUGGGCUCAGCCCCACCUCUCCUCCCCCCACACCGCCUCCAGCCCCCUGUCUGACCACGGGGCUGAUGACCCUGAGACGCCCACCCAGUCCUCUGCCCAGGCCUGGUUGGAUCUCAGCGCCCCCUCUCUGAUGCUCCAGUCAGAGCAGCCCUCAGAGCCCCAGUCUGCCCCUGAGGAGAUGGAGAGCUCCGCCCCAGUGGAGGCCUCUGCCCCCCCAGGGCCCCCUGCUGUGGGCAUGUCUCAGUCCAGCACUCUGAGUGGCACGGCCCUGGCCGUCCACAGCAGCAGUGAAACCAGCACUCCCGAGGAGCUCCGUGACUAUGACAGCAGCUCCGGGGUGGAGUCACGCUCUGACAAGCAGCAGACCCCCGUGCCAUCCAAUGUGCAGCCUGACCUGGAGCAGGACUUGGGCAUCCAUCUGGAACGAGGUGACGAGGAAGAGGAGGCUGAGACGCUCCCUGCUGACGAGGUCCUGGGAGCAGGCCCUCCUACUGCCCCAGCCUCUGCCCCCUCCUCCCCCUCCACCUCGGGAGACGAGGCCAGCGACAUGGAGGGUGAGAUGCAGAUCAACGACCCAGAUGACCCCGUCACCAUGGUUGACAGUGCUGAGUUCGACAGCCCACCGUCCGCCUGUAUCCUGCCUGCCCUGGAAGAGGAGGUGGUGGAGGCGCCGGCCGGAGAAGGAGAGGAGGACGGGGGUGGCGGCACGCCCCAGUCUGCCAACUCGGUGGCAUCUUAUGGCUUUGACUGCACCAUGUCCAACUCCAACGCCCACUCCACUGCCGAGAGCUGCGGUAAGAGCCCCGGCAUCUUCUCCCUGGAGAACGAGGACCAGUUGCCCGAGGAGGCCAAGGACCCCUCACUCAUCAAGGAGCUGACCCUGCCUGCAGCGGCCGCCCAGUCAGAGGAGCUGCUGGGAGGCCCUGUAGACCUGCUGCCCCUGGGCCAGCCUGGGGACCAGCACCACUACAUGCUGGGGGGGAAGAUGGAUGCUGACCACCUGGAGGAGGCCAACACCCUGGAGGACGCCCUCCGCCUGGGGCCCCAGCAUGCCGGGGAGGCCAGCGAGGGCCAGCCACCCUACUACUCUGCUAUAUGCGAUAAGACUGAUAGCUUUCUGGCAGGUAACGUAUAAGUCCCUACCCCUGGAAUGCACCUUCUCCCUCGCACCCCUCCCCCCUUGUUGUUCUUAGUUUUUCUCUCGAAGUGGGUUAGAUGGUUUAGAAAAACAAGCAAAUGAUGGUAGGAAACAAAAAAAGCAAGGGGAAUGAAAAAGACUGUAGAUUAGUGAAGCCUCCCUCUUUCAUACUACUAUUAUGGUUAUGAAUGUAUGGCACUACUUUGUGUACAAUAGCUACUAGCUACCAUUUUUCUAUUAGAAUGUUCUUUUUAAGUGACACUGCGUACUCCGUAACCCCUGAGGGGGCAUUGACUGACUGGUCCGUUGGGACAAAGCUCUUAAAAGAAAAGGAGGGAAAAAACGAGAAUGGACUCUACCUACAUGUGUAUUUAUCCUACUGUUUUUACCAAACAAAUGUCAAUUAUUUUUUUUGUACUUGUUUUGUUGGAACCCGGUCCUCCCUCCCCUAUGUACACACUCCAUUUUAUCCUGCACCAUAGAGAUAGUCCUACUCUCUUUUUUUACAAGUUUGUCUUCUUGUUUUCAACACUAUUUUAGUAUCGAAUAAAGGCUAGAUAUUUAACAUGGCUUUCCUCCCCUUACAGUUUUGUUAAGGUCGGUAUGAGAGUGUUUGAUUUGAAGUUUGUCUAGUUUUAAUUUGCGCUACAGGAAGUUUGCCUCUCCCUGCAUAGAUUAUCAUGGCAAGUAACGUUGUCAUGUACGGUGUUUUGAGGCAUCUGUUUUAAGUGGUCAGGCUUCAUGCCUCUUAGUUGAUCAUUUGUGCUUCAGAACCAACUAACAACUAUUUGUGGGGGGAAAAAACCUGCAUUCCUCUGCAUUUAGAAUGACGCUCACUGAAAACGCUUUUCUCACUGAAACGCUUUUAGUGAUAUUGGAUAUUUCCACUUGCAUGUACUAACAUUGAAAUUGUAUGUGAUUAAACCAUUAUACACUAGGGAUGUUGAUAAGUGAAUGGUUCACGCUAAGUAGGUUUUUCAAAAUUCCAUUAAACAUCAUUGCAAGGCAA
Salmo salar (Atlantic salmon) is the source of this 5719-nucleotide messenger RNA. NCBI's taxonomy places the organism in Eukaryota, Metazoa, Chordata, Actinopteri, Salmoniformes, Salmonidae. The record is from RefSeq and is a predicted model, not a curated record.